GCGGUAGAACAAGCUGCCCACCGCCAUUAAGAGGCUGAAGAAGAGGCUGAAGAAGAGGAGGAAGAGGAGGAAGAGGAAGAGUGUGCAGCUGUUAGCAGCUGUUAGCAGGUCCUCUGUUACCACGGCAACCGCUGUGGGCGUGCUCUGGUUGCCAUGGCGAACAGUACCGGGGUCCAGGCCUCAGACCACACCUCCUCUCCGGACGAGGAGCUAACGAAGACUGAUGGCCGCCGGCCCCGUCGCCAGGGAGCCGCCGUCCCUGGCAGACGGGGUCAGAGAGGGAAGAGGCGGGCUGCGGAGAAGAGGCGGGGCCCCGGUGAGAAGAGGCGUGGUCAGAAAGAGAAGAGGCGGGGUCAGGAGGAGAAGAAGGAGGGCGUGACGGUGAAGAGGACGUGGAGCGACGGGAAGCGGCGUUGGGAUAAGAAGCAUUACUGCGUGUUCUGCCGCCGGCCGCAGGUGAAGAUUGCUCGCCACCUGCUGAGGAAACACGCCGACCAACAGGAAGUGGCGACCGCCAGCACGCUGCCCACAGGCUCCAGACAGCGCCACCUGCUGCUGGAACACCUGCGCUGCAGGGGCAACUACAUGCACAACAUUGAGGUGAUCAGACAGGGCAGUGGCGAGAUCGUCCCUUGGCGUCAGCCUUCAGAGGAAGUGGAUGCGAGGAACUACCUGCCGUGCCCGCUAUGCCUCGGUUUCUUCCUGCGUGCUGACCUCUGGAAACAUCAGGCGUCCUGUCGUAGGAAGAUGACCUCUGACCCCUCCAAAGACUCCGCCCCCUCAGCAGAGACAACCUCUGACCCCGUCGUGGAGUCCACAGGUAAGCUGGACUGCGAUCCAGCAGACAAUAGAUCCUCCACAGAGGACAGACCGCCAUUAGGAGAGACCGCCACAGCAGAGCAGAUCGGCACCAAACGGCCCGCUGUGGACCAGAAUGUGACCUCUGACCCUGGUGUGGACCAGAAUGUGACCUCUGACCCCGCUGUGGACCAGAAUGUGACCUCUGACCCCGCUGUGGACCAGAAUGUGACCUCUGACCCUAGCACCGACCGGCCCAGGAAGCGCAGCAGGGUCCAGGCUGCAGCGUCCCGCCUCCUUCCGAUCUCCAGCGGUGCGUCUGAGAGCUGUAGCGAAGUCCUGCACCGCAUGAACCAGGACCACGUCUCCCACCAGGUCAAAUCUGAUUGGUUGAUCUGUAAAUAUGGAAACAAGCUGAUGGGGAACCAAGAUGGUGGCCAGAGGAGGUACGACUACGUCAGUCAGAAGCUAAGGGAGCUCGGCAGGUUCCUCCUGGCCGCCAAGUCUCUGGACUCUGGUGUCCAGACCCUCCAGGAUCUCCUGGCCCCAGGGCGCCUCAGCCUGGCUCUUGCUGCCGCCAGGAAGGCGUCUGGGUACCGCUGGAGCCGGCCCCCGCUGGCAGUGAAGACCACGCUGAAGACGGUUUGUGAAAUCGCCAUCGGAGAGAGUCUGCAGGACGGAGACUGGGAGGCUGCGGCCAAGACCACCGACUUCUACCACCUGCUGGGGAGAGAGUGGGACAGCCUGGGUCUGCUGGACCCUGACACAGGUCCACCAGAGACCAGUACCCGACCAGUGACCACCCUAGAGUCCAGACUGCAGACUCCAGUCACAGUCCCAGCAGGGCCUCGGAAGGUGCGGCGCCGGCCCUGGUCGUCUGCAGAGAAGGAGGCAGUCUGGAGACAGUUGGGAGUCCAUGUCCUGGUCCAGUCAGUCCCUGGGAAGGAGGUCUGUCAGCGCUGUCUGGACCUGGAGCCAGUCCUCAGAGGCCGGCACUGGAAGGACAUCAAGAACCAGGUCCACAACCAAAUCCAGAGCCAGAAGAAGCAGCAGUUCCAUGCCCAGAUGGACCAGCAGGACCAGGAACAGCAAGACCAAAUCCAGAACCAGAAAAAGCAGCAGUACCAGACCCAGAUGGACCAGCAGGGCAAGGAUCAUAUUCAGAACCAGAAGAAGCAGCAGUACCAAGUUCAGAUAGACCACCAGGACCAAAUUCAGAACCAGAAGAAGCAGCAGUACCAGGCUCAACUGGACCACCAGGACCACCUGAUCCACAAAAAGCAGCUGUGCCAUUCUAGACUAGACCACCAGGACCACAUCCAGGUCCAUAAGAAGCAGCUGUACCAGAUGGAGACCCAGGGACUGCAGACCCCCCUGGAUCGGGACAGUUCUGUACUGACAGGUCCACUUUAUGCACCCGAUGGACCUCAUCGAGGCCCUGGACAGUCUGUGCUGGAGCGGGACCCCUCCAUCAGUCCGUACCCUCACAGGACCCUGGGGCCUCACAUGGACCAGCUGCUGUCCAGGACUGAGUGGACUGACGAGACCCUGACCCAGCACUACGUAGUCAGCAGGAACCUGAUCCAGGACCUGGCCCCGGGAGGACCGCCAGCUAAUCCUCAUUCUGGACAUGUCCACUUCUAAUGGACCUGUCCUGUCCAAGGGGACCCUGACUAGGACUGAAUAAGGGGUCAUCACUGGAACCGGUCUCCAGUAAAACCAGUGUCAGUGUCAGUGUUACCAUGGUAACGCAGUGCAAGAACUGACUGUCGACAAACAACAAUUUAUAUUUAAUAAUUAACCUGAAGUUGUUUCAGCGUACCUCGUUCAACAAGUAACAGUUACUGACUAAUUAACUGGCUCCCAACUGGCUCCUCUUCCUCCUCUUCCUCUCCUGUCACUGCCUGAACCCGCCAGGUCUUCAUCCCCAGAGUCAGAGUCCUGGUCGGAGCCAUUGGAUAUCAGUUGGCCUCCGUCGGCCCGCCCCACUCGGGUUCUGUGGCUCAUUUGGGCCCGCUCCGGUUCUGUGGUUCACUAAGACAUUAAUAUUUUAUAUUUUGUAAAAUGUUAAAUUGAAAAUUUGCACAAACUUUCUAAAUAAAAAAUGAAAUUAUGUUUUA
Molecule: messenger RNA, 2918 nt
Organism: Dicentrarchus labrax (European seabass)
Lineage: Eukaryota; Metazoa; Chordata; Actinopteri; Moronidae
Exons: 6
Coding region: 154-2442 (762 amino acids)
Source: RefSeq, a predicted model, not a curated record